Paramacrobiotus metropolitanus is the source of this 1222-nucleotide messenger RNA. Its product is annotated as zinc metalloproteinase nas-6-like. Bases 146 to 859 code for a protein of 237 amino acids. NCBI's taxonomy places the organism in Eukaryota, Metazoa, Tardigrada, Eutardigrada, Parachela, Macrobiotidae. Gene Ontology annotation, biological process: proteolysis. The record is from RefSeq and is a predicted model, not a curated record. The transcript is spliced from 4 exons. Gene Ontology annotation, molecular function: zinc ion binding; metalloendopeptidase activity.
CAUGAUUAAUUUGCGUGCUUCCAGGCUAUAUAAGAUAGGCGUUAACAAUUUCCGUCGUCGAUAAGGGAUAUAAAAAAGCGGCAUCACCUGCUCCUUACUUUUGCUUGUGUGAAAGGUGGGCACUUAUACCAGCCAAACAAUAAAUAUGCGGUACUUUGGCGUGUACAUAUUGCUGGCGGCGGGUGUUCUUCCUGUUCUGGCGGCGGGUUAUGCCAUACGCAAUAAGGACGCCUUGUGGCCCAACAAUACCAUUCCCUACAAAUUCUAUGGGCGUGAGACAUUCACUGCGAAACAAAAGGAUGUUGUUCGGGAAUCCAUGCAGACGAUCAGCCGGCUUACCGGCAACUGUGUGCAAUUUGUCGAGCACACAACGGAGGAUGACUACGUCGUGUUCAAGAAAAGCUUGUGGUGCUCAUCCAUGGUGGGGCGUCAGCGUGGCGAACAAGACGUAUCCUUAUCCACGGUCUGCUUGACCAGUCACCGAGAACCCUUACGCCAACUACUGCACGCGCUGGGAUUUUAUAACGAACACACACGCUCGGACAGAGACGAGUUCAUUACCAUUAACUGGGACAAUAUCCGCGACGAUUUAAGAAACGUUUUCGCCAUUGUGCCGGAUGGAGACACGCUGGGUCUGCCGUACGAUUAUCGCUCUAUUCUGCAUUAUCCCGUUCAUGCCUUCGCCACCGAUCCGCGUAUUCUCACCAUCGUGCCCAAGUUCCCAAAGGUCACCGAUGUGGGAACGCACGACGAAUUGAGCGCUCUCGAUGUAAUGAUGAUCGAGAGACUGUACGGGUGCCCGACAGCGGAGGAGAAGGCACCUGUUUCAACAUGGGACGAAUUGGUGAAUGUUGCAUAAAUGGCAGGAGGGUGGAGCGGGUUCCGGUAUUGCCAAGAGAAUUACAGCCAAAUACAUACAUACUUACCUUGUCUUUCAACGUAUAAGAAACUCUUGUAAUGUCGUAGUGCAUAAAGUACCGCUGAUUUGAGAGUGUGGGUAUAUUAUUUGCAAAUUGGUGACAGCUUUUGUAACAAGUAAAUAUUGAUUGGCUACUAUACUCGUAUACAUUAAUUAUAAAACUAUGAUGUCGUAGCAAAUUAAUUUGCUUUUGGCCGGGCUUACUUUGACAUCCGUGAUAUACGUCCUGUACACAGUGUACAGCACACGUGGUCUUCUGAAAUAAGCCGUCAUGUGUCGACACCUUCUUUCUACGAGCAUAUC